AAAGCAGCCUAGUCAUACUGCCGAUGGGAUGGAGACGUUUCUUUUCUUCGGAUAACAACAACUCUUCCAAUCCAGAAAAACCAGCCAAAACUACUUUAGAUGAGAUCCGAACAUCGAAAACUUUUCCUCGUCUUCGAAUAAAACCAAGAAAAAGGAAUAUCACGCCGUUGGCAGUGGCCAUCGUUGCCAUUCCUUUUUUCGCUGUCGGGUUUCGUGCUUAUAGAGAGCCAAGUUUCUAUGAUGAACUGCAAUCUUAUAUCCCCUUUAUAUUGCCCAACCGUAAAGUGAGUGCCCACCUAUCAUCUUCUAAAACAGAUCAAAGUACAAGUAACCACGAUAACAGCUCAGACAACUCGAUGGCUUCCGUAGUUGAUGACAACAUAUCUCCUCCAGAAAACUCAUCCAAUACAACUUUGAUAGGAUUGUCAAACGAUGAAGAGAGCCAUCCAUCUAAUCCAUCGAGUAGUGAAGACGAAAGCGAUAUUUCUAAAACGAUACUCAAGACAGUCCAUUCUUUUUCUGAAACUCUGAAUGAGGAAAUGAACCACAAAAAGGAUUCCACUUGUAUUCUUUUAUCAACAAUGAAGGUAUACAACGAAGGAGCCAACUCACAAGAUAACGAAUGGUUGACAACUCAUAGAAGAGAAUCUCCUAUGAGAGAUAUUUUGGAUAAAGUUCAUAAUGAAAAUCUCACAAUGGACGAACUGAAACAACAAAUUCAACAGGCAAUAGCACAACUGGAGGAACAGAAUAGAUGGGAAGCUUUUCGUAUUCAAGAGGCAGUUCGAGCACAAGCCUUACAAGACCAACAAGAAUGGGAGAAAAGAAAAGAAGAAAUGGAACAGUAUUACAGUCAAAAGUUUUUAGAGGAAUGGAAAGUGAUUCAGCAAGAAAUGGAAAGAAGAUUAGAAGAACAGUUGAAAUAUGGUCACGAAACUAUAGAAUCUCAAGUAAGAGAAGAAAUGGAAGAUAAACUUGCCAAACGCUCAGCAGAGUUAGAAGAGGAAUACGAACAACGAAGAAAGGCUUUAGUAGAAGAAAUGGAUGCAAGAUUGAGAGGAAUCUUAGAACAGGAACGGAAGAAUCGCCUUCGAAUGUUAGAAAACUUACAGGUUCAAGUGCGAGCUCUCAGGAGUCAAUUUAUGGAGAAUUCCAAUUUUCAACAUUUAAGUAGUUAUGCUCAUCGAAUCUCUUGUAUUGCUUAUGGAUUGGAGGGAUUACUCGAAGGAAGUCGACCUUUUAGGAAGGAAUUGGAAAGGAUAAAGAGCAUCAUUUCAGAAAUGUCUAUGAAGGAACCCACAAGAGCUGAUAAAGUAUCCGAUGUAGAAAUGUUGAGUUAUCUUAUCUCGACUAUUCCUAAAGAAGCAGCAGAGAGAGGAAUUCCUAGUGAAGCUGAGUUGAUUCAUCGAUUUCAUAGAAUUUUGAAACAUUUGCGACGUGCUGCUUUGAUUCCAGAAGAGAAAGUAUCCUCUUUAUGGUCCCAUAUGGUGGCUUAUGUAAUUGCCUGGUUGAAAAUUCCUGAAAGAGUGUUAUCCGAAGGGAAUGAUGCGGAGUCUAAGAUUUCACGUGCUGAGUAUUAUGUGACUAAACAUAAUUUAUUGCAAGCUGUGAGAGAGUUGGAGGGUUUGAAUGGUUUAUGUGCUGACUUGGCUUCCGACUGGCUUUCCCUUGCAAGAUGGAGAGUUACAGUACAACAAGCGGUACAAGUAAGCAGAGCGUUUGUUGUAUUAGAAGAGGAAGCUUUGGCAUGAAAUGGAUUUUCAUGAAGUAGAAGACUGUUUGAAAUAGGAUAGCUUUGCUGUCUGGAAUAGAUGGAAGACUUGAGGAAAUAGAAAGUUUCCUAUUGCAUUGCCUAUUUCGUAUCCAAUAAAGUCCUUGUUUAUGGU
Messenger RNA from Galdieria sulphuraria, 1886 nucleotides. RefSeq lists its product as uncharacterized. NCBI's taxonomy places the organism in Eukaryota, Rhodophyta, Bangiophyceae, Galdieriales, Galdieriaceae. The coding region runs from base 24 to 1751 and encodes 575 amino acids. The record is from RefSeq and is a predicted model, not a curated record. The transcript is spliced from 2 exons. Gene Ontology annotation, biological process: cristae formation. Gene Ontology annotation, cellular component: MICOS complex.